Jaculus jaculus (lesser Egyptian jerboa) is the source of this 1284-nucleotide messenger RNA. RefSeq names its product serpin family I member 2 (gene Serpini2). Bases 70 to 1284 code for a protein of 404 amino acids. Gene Ontology annotation, molecular function: serine-type endopeptidase inhibitor activity. Gene Ontology annotation, biological process: negative regulation of endopeptidase activity. The transcript is spliced from 9 exons. Lineage: Eukaryota; Metazoa; Chordata; Mammalia; Rodentia; Dipodidae. The record is from RefSeq and is a predicted model, not a curated record.
UUUAACGAUGAGCCACAAAAGGAGGAUCCCCAAAUUCCAGAGCUUCCUUUGCUUUCUGAAAAAUUUAAAAUGGAUAAGAUCCUGUGGAUUCUCCUGAUAAGUUUUCCUGGAAGUCAAGCUUCAAGGACCUUGGUUCCAAAAAACGCUGAAUUUGUGGUGGAUCUUUAUCAAGCUAUUUGCUCAUCUCACACAAACAACAUUGUUUUUUCUCCUUUUGGAACAACUGUGCUUCUCAGUAUGGUCCAAUUGGGAGCCAAAGGAAGAGCACAGCAACAGAUAAGAGAAACUUUAAGGCUGCAGGAAACAUCAAAUGGAGAAGAAUUUUCUGUACUGAAGUCAUUUAUCUCUGCCAUCUUGGAGAAAAAACAGGAAUUUACAUUUAAUCUUGCCAGUGCCCUCUACCUACAGGAAGGAUUCUCUGUGAAGGAAACUUAUCUCCAUGACAACAAGGAGUUUUUCCAGAGCUCUACAAACCUGGUGGAUUUUCUGGAUGCAAAGGCUUGUGCAGAGAAAAUAAGUACAUGGGUAGAAAACAAAACAGAUGGAAAAAUUAAAAACAUGUUUUCAGGAGAAGAAUUUGGUCCUCUGACUCGGCUUGUCUUGGUGAAUGCUAUUUAUUUCAAAGGGGAUUGGAAACAAAAAUUCAGAAAAGAGGACACAAAACUGAUGGAUUUUACUAAGAAAGAUGGUUCAAGAGUCAAAGUUCCCAUGAUGAAGUCUGUGCUGAGAACAAAAUAUGGUUAUUUUUCUGAGCCCUCUAUAAAGUGUCAGGUUUUGGAACUGCCUUACAAGGGUGAUGACUUCAGUUUAAUUGUCAUCCUUCCUGAGGAAGAUGUGAGCAUAGAAGACCUGGAAAAAUUAAUUACUGCUCAUCAUAUACUGCGUUGGUUCUCUGAGAUGCAUGAACAGGAAGUGGAAGUAAGCCUCCCUAGAUUUAAAAUACAGCAAAAAUUAGACUUCAAGGAAGCUUUCCAUUCAUUGAAUAUAACUGAGAUAUUUAGUGGUGGUUGUGAUCUUUCUGGAAUUACAGAUUCAUCUGAUGUGUAUGUUUCUCAAGUCAUGCAAAAAGUUUUCUUUGAGAUAAAUGAAGAUGGUGGUGAAGUUGCUUCAUCCUCAGGCAUGAACAUCCCUGUGAUUAUGAGUUUGACUCAAACCCAAUUUACAGCAACUCAUCCGUUUUUGUUUAUUAUGAAGAACAACCCAACAGAAUCACUUUUGUUUAUGGGAAGGGUGAUGAAUCCUGACAGCCAAGCAGUGAAGGGAAGAGAUUUAGAUUCACUGUGA